GGGGAUCGGCCGUCGGCGCAGUGUUCGGCCGCAACCGCCGUCGUCUGCUGUGUUUGGGCACGUUCCAUCCCCGGCGCGCAACAGCGACAGCACAAGCCACAAGCAGGCAGCGGCAGCACGAGCGUGAGCGGCGGCCGUGUAUGACGACGCUUGCCUCGUACGAACGUUUUAUAACUUUUUGCUUCGUUUUUUUCGCCUCUCGAUAAAAUCGCGAAUAAUUCCCUGUGGUGCGAUACGAUCCUCGGACACGUCGACGAUAAAAUCCGAUCUUGACGACGAAAUCACCGUCAUCGUCGUCGAUCUCGUUGUUGUUGUUUACGUCCGUCAGCGGCUCAGUGAUAAUAGACAGGACCGAUAGUAAUAAUAAUAAUAAUAAUAAUCGUCGUGUGUGUGUUGCGCGCGCCAGACGGUUACUUGUUGAUUUGAUUUUUUUCCCCGAUUUUCUUUCUGGACGCGUUUCCCCCGGCUACCACCUCCCCCUGUCGACAAUACCGAAGCGGAUUCGGCGUCGUCCGUCGCGCAUUUUGUGAGCAUCUCGCUCGCACGCGUCACACACACACUCGCUGCUUCACUCACACACUCACACACGCACACGCACACACACGGGAACGUAACUGGCAAGUACACACUACACACACACGCGACCGCGCGCGCGCACACACACUCUCGUACAGUCACUCUCGCACACAUUCACGGACCGGAUGCCAAAAUAAUCGUGCAGCCCGCUUUUCCGCCGGAUGCAGUAGUGGCCCGCGAACACAGCAACAGACUUCAUCGAGACACCGAUGCGAAGACGGUCAACAUGUAGACGUCAUGAUCGACAUGAUCCGCCGGCAGAUCGUCGCCGCCGCCGUCGUCGUAACCGCCAUACCACUUGGCCACCACCACCUCGAGGGUGCACCGUCGUCUUGAACAGCCGCCAUGGACCAUUCGGCUGCGGCGGUCCACACGUCUAACGAAAGGCCAUCUGAACAUUUACUUCCUCAACCCUUGAUUGCAGAGGCUCUAGAUACUCCAUCAAAUUUACCAUCUACAACUACAUUAACUGUUUUAGUAGUUAAAGAUGAAAGAGGAUAUGGCAUGAAAGUAUCUGGAGAUAAUCCGGUAUUUGUGCAAUCUGUCAAACAAAGUGGGGCUGCAGAAAAAGCAGGCUUACAUAGUGGUGAUAAAAUUAUUAAAGUGAAUGGUGUUAAUGUGACGCACUCUACACACACAGAAGUGGUUGAACUUAUAAAAUCUUCCACCCAAGUCGAAUUAACAGUCCAACAAAGGCCUUUGUUUAUAAAUUCAUCAAAUCCUAAUUUAACAUUACCACCUUUGCCUUUACCGACAAUGAAUUCUUCUACUGUAUCUCCAAUAACACCGUGUUCUUCUGUAACACCAUCCAGACCUUUGCAUCACCAUCAUUCAGCUCCUGCUCGUGAUCGAAUUACAGGACCUCAACCUGUUGAUGUGGAACAAAUGAGACAUGUUGAACUAGAACGAUGGCAAACAUUCAGAUUAAUGUUAGAAAAAGAACAAAGGUAUGUGGAGGUAUUAAAAAAAGAACUUCAUAGAUCGUCUUCGGAUGUAUCCAGCGGUGACAACUAUAAAUUGAAAAGAGAAUUGACUGGCGCUGAACGUCGAGUUAAAACACUGCAAGACCAGUUAACUACGUUCAAUGAAAUACCGCUUUGUAAUAUUGUUGCACAAGCAUCUUCACUUCAACCUCCUCCACUACCACCAAGAAACCCACCACCACUACCUCCUAGAAAUCCAACGGCCCCUUUGAUUAGUGAUAAGCAGUCGAAUAAUUCACAUAUCACUGGUGUUAACAAUAGUCAAACUGAUUCUCCUAACCUUUCAUUGUGUCAUCAACGUACAAAGUCAAAUCCUGAUCAACUUAGUGAAGGUAAACCAUUAGGUAGUAAAAAGUUAAGCUUAUCUGAAUCCUUCAAUGAUUUGCAUUUUGUAAAACACUCCAAGGGUGGAUUAGCUUGGGAUGUAGUAUCACCACCUCGUCAACAUUCUCCUAACAGAUCUCCUGAUGUAGCAAACCCAUGUGAUAAACCGCACAUAGAUAUGAAUAAACAUGGUGGUGAUCGAUGUUCAGUUGAUUCUUCAGAUCUAAAACUAACUCAAACUCCAAUAAUUUCAAUGGAGGAUGAUGAAAUUUCUGAUCAAGAAUCUAGCCAUUUAGAAGAACAUGGCCCAUUUAAAAGUUUUACUAAAUUAGUAGAACAUAAUGCACAUCUAGCAGUAUUUUUAAACUAUGUUAUUUCAAAUAGUGAUCCCUCGGCUUUACUAUUCUAUUUAGUUACAAAUUUAUUUAAAGAAGGCAAUGCCAAAGAAAUGAAAAAAUGGGCAUAUGAAAUCCAUUCCAGUUUUCUAGUGCCUUGUGCUCCAUUGAGACUGACUAAUAUUGAAGAGAAUCUUGUUCGUGAAAUUGAUGACAUUUUACAAAAAGAUUCGGAUCGUGAAGAAAUUUUACGUAAAUUUAGAGAGGAUAUGGACAAAGAAAUUGUAGAUGAUAGAAGAUUUACAAUGGCAGCUGCACUGGCUACAGUUAUGAGUAAAAUAUUUGGGCUUCGGGGAACUCAAUUUAAUUCUCUUUUAGAUCGUUGUCCUACAUUUGUUUCCAAAGAAAAAUCUCUGAAAGCUAAACUUAUUGGAAAAUGUCGAAAAUUUACUAACAAAGGGCAUCAUUUUGUCGCUCAUCAGUAUUUCACUGUGACUUAUUGCAAUCAUUGUCAGUUAAUUAUUUGGGGAAUUGGACCACAAGGUUAUCAAUGCACAAAUUGUAUUUUAAAUAUUCAUCGUGUUUGUGUGAAAGUUUUGGAUGAAAACUGUCCUGGUCCAAUAGUGAAAAAAGAUAAAGCCAAUGAUCGCAUUAGUAAACUUAUGGAUAAAAUUCGACCUGAACGUGAAACUCGAAGAAAACCUGGUUUGAACUUUGUUCAAAUUGAAAAAUCAAAGAGACAAUCUGAAGACUCUGGUGAUAUAGUUGGGGCCCUUCCUGAAAAAGAUUCCGAUCGAACGAGUUUAAGCAGUAGUAGUUUUCAUUUUAAAAAUGAUGAUAGUUUUAAAUCGGAAAGAGGAGAUACAAGUACAAUUGAAGAAAUGUCUCAUUGUCCAAAACUAAAACCAACAGGAAUCUCCAUAAAUCGAUCUGAAAGCUAUAAAGAACGUAUACACCAAAAGCGUCAAAUUCGAGAAAGAAGGAAAACCAGUGAUCCCAAUCUCCCUUCAAAAUAUAAAAACGAUGUUGAACACGAAAUGCAGUUUUCAUUUGCACGUUCUGAUAGCUCCUCAAAUUCUAAUUUAUCAACUAAAAGCUUGGACAGUCGUAGUACAUCUUUGGAAGGUAUUGGACAAGGUGGAGAGAUGACAUCUUGUUUAGAUAGUGAUUCUGAUGAUGAAUUAGAUUUACCUGAUUGGGCCAGUAAUGUUCCAACUGAAAUAUUGGAUCAGUUAUCAUCUAAAGAGAAAAAACGUCAAGAAGUUAUCAACGAACUUUAUCAUACUGAAAGAUCUCAUAUUCGAGGGUUAAAAGUUUUGGAGCAUGUUUUUCAUCGACCUAUGAGAGAACUACAGGUGUUACCACAAGACCAACUUCAACUGUUAUUUGCCAACCUUGAACAAAUGUUUGAAUUACACUCUCAAUUUUGUAAUGCCAUGAAAGCAGUUAGGAAAGACAAUCAAGUUGUUCAAAAUAUUGGUCAUGUUUUACUUAAUACUUUUGAUGGAUCUGCUGGAGAAGUAUUUCAAAAAGCUGCUGCUACAUUUUGUGCUCGACAGCAAAUAGCUUUAGAAUCUUUAAAAGAAAAAAGGAAAAAAGAUACUAAAUUAAAUAUAUUUUUAAACGAAGCUGAGGGUAAUCCUGUGUGCAAACGUUUACAGUUAAAAGACAUUUUACCUACUGGCAUGAUAAGAUUAACUAAAUAUCCAUUACUAUUUGAAAGUUUGGUAAAAUGUACUUCAAAUGAAGAAGAAUUAUUGAAUAUCAGAAGAUCGUUUGAGAGAAGUAAAAUUAUUUUAAAUCAUGUAAAUCAAGCAGUACGUGAAGCAGAAGACCAACUUAGAUUGUCUGGUAUUCAAAAAAAACUGGAUGCUUCUCCAUUUGAAAAAGUUGAUCAUCCUCUAAGUGUUGACUAUAAGAAUUUAGAUGUAACAAAACAUAAAUUAAUACAUGAAGGUGGUCUGUGGUUAAGAAUUGGCGGAACUCGUCAAAAAAUGAUUGAACUGCAUGUAUUGCUGUUAGAAGAUCUAAUUAUUUUGUUGAACAAGGUAGAUGAUAAAUAUGUUUUAAAAUAUUAUGGUUUUCAAGAUCGUACUCCUACUUUAAGUCCAAUUAUUAAGAUGUCAACGGCUUUGGUCAGACACAAUGCAGUGGACAAAAAAGCUAUGUUCUUGGUAAACACAUCACUAGCUGGUGCUCAGAUAUAUGAUUUAGUUACAACUUCAUCAAAUGAAAGAAAAACAUGGUUUCGUCAUAUCUCGGAAGCAACCGAAUCCUAUAAAGCUCGUGAAGGAAAAAUAAAAAAACAAGAACAGACCUCUCAUCAUGUUAUUGAUUACGAAGACAUAAUACAGGGUACUAAAAAAAAGUCGGUGACUGAUAAUUGUUCAGAACCUCCUAAUAAUAACAAUAAUAAUAGUUUAAAUAGUUCCCAGUUAUCCACAUCAUUAGACUCUAGUAAUUGUGAUACAUCUAAACAUGGUAAUGAAAACUUUCAAAAUAGUGGUGAAGCAUUGACAAUCGCUAACAGCACUCCUGUGUUGUCCAAAACUCAAAAAAGUCCAUUAAUUGAGCCAUCUGAAGUAUUAGUGUCACAAAGUUCUGUACUCAAAGCCGAACCAGUAAUCACACACCUUGAAAAAUUACGUAGAAAUAAUAGAGUUAUUGAAGAAGCAUUAAAUGAACGUUUACAAUUAGUUGCUGAUAUACUAAAAGUGCCUUUAUCAAUCCCUAAUAAGACAUCUGAUGGUCAGGAAAAAAACAUUUCAGACGAGCCAAAUGAAAUUUUACUUUCAGCAGUUUCUCAAGGAAAUGAAAUCAUCACAGUAUUAAAUGAAUCACUUAGUAUGACUGAUGUCGAUGCUAUUGCCGCAAGUUUGGGAACAUCAAAUUUAACGUCAAAUUGUAGUUUAUAUAAAGCCUAUGCUACACAAUUGUCUCGGAUCACUAAAGUAAAACCAAUUGUAGCUUCUUUGAAUUCUCAAAUUACAGAACUUUUGAUAUCAACUACAAAACAUGGUAAACUAGAAGAAGACUUACGUAAAGAACUUCAGACUUAUCGAGAAAGACUACAUGCUUUUCAAGAAAAAUCAAUAGGAUCUACAAAUCCUGAAAAAAAUAAAACUGAAAGUUCUGUCAACAACGCUUCCACUAUCAACAGUUCAGAGAAAAAUGGCUCAUCAUUAGAGAUUUGCUGUUCACAGGUAUGAGUGUAUUUAUUAUUAAACAUCAAUACAUAAUAUACACACUUUACCAAUAUAAUGUCAUAUCAUGCCAAUACGUUUUCACUGUGUCAUUACAAUAGUCUACCGCUUAUAAAUUGUAUCAAUAUCUUUUAAAUCUUUAAAUUGAAAGUAUAUAUUUAUUUAUUUAUAUUUUAUUAUUUUAUUUAAAUGAUAAUUUUUCAUGAAGGUAACUAACAAAUGAUCAUUGUUUUUUUUUUUUCUUAAACAUUAUUUUACGUCCUGUUUUAUUUAAUUUUUUUUAAGACUGUGUAAAAAAACCUAUACGAUUAUUUUAAUAAAGAUAACUUUACAUCUUAACUUACGAUACCUUAAUAUCUUUAAGAUAUUGCUAUUAUUUUUAUUAUUUAUUUAUUAUGAUUUUUUUUUUUUUUUUUUAUUGCUGUUUUAAAUUCAAUGUAAGUGUUAAUACCUUUAGUUAUAUGUUUUUAUUACUACUUAAUUUAAUUGUAUGUUUUUUUUUUUUAGUUUUACAUAUUAAGUGUUACUUGUUACCAUAUAACAAGGUUUGCGUAAUUUGUUAAUAUGUUAAAUUAAUUUAAAAACAAAUUAAAUUGUAAGCUUUAUUAUUUGCUAAGCCAAUAUGAGACUAGCUUCAAAUACAAUUUUACACUAUUCAAUGUUUAAACAUGAAAAACUUUAUUUUUUAAAUACAUAAAUUAAUUUAAUA
Acyrthosiphon pisum (pea aphid) is the source of this 6130-nucleotide messenger RNA. Its product is annotated as rho guanine nucleotide exchange factor 11. NCBI's taxonomy places the organism in Eukaryota, Metazoa, Arthropoda, Insecta, Hemiptera, Aphididae. The transcript is spliced from 33 exons. Bases 922 to 5427 code for a protein of 1501 amino acids. Gene Ontology annotation, cellular component: cytoplasm. Gene Ontology annotation, molecular function: G protein-coupled receptor binding; guanyl-nucleotide exchange factor activity. Gene Ontology annotation, biological process: G protein-coupled receptor signaling pathway. The record is from RefSeq and is a predicted model, not a curated record.